This is a messenger RNA of Aspergillus piperis CBS 112811, 539 nucleotides long. RefSeq lists its product as uncharacterized. The coding region runs from base 132 to 473 and encodes 113 amino acids. The record is from RefSeq and is a predicted model, not a curated record. Lineage: Eukaryota; Fungi; Ascomycota; Eurotiomycetes; Eurotiales; Aspergillaceae. The transcript has a single exon.
CGGCAGCCGGUGGGCGAAUGACUGUCAGGGCAAAUGGCGGACUGACUCGAUCGGUGGAUCGGACCCAGCGGCGGGCAGUGAGACAGACGCGUCGCUUACCGACCGAAUGGACCUGAUGGGGGCGUCUAGCAAUGUUCUGGAGAAUGACACCGGAAUUACAAUCUGCAGCAGUGAGGGUCGAGUGUCAAUGCGCUCCAGUCUCAACAAACACUUCAAUAGGGGUUGGAGGGAACAGCCGGAAAUUCCGGGCGACACCCAUGACUUAUGCACACAAACUCAAACUCAAAGUCUUCGUUAUGAGACUUACUGCGAGGUAUUGCGAGGUAUCGCUUUUACUCUAUAUGGUCGUGGUAGAUGGUUGCUUGUAUUACCUUUCCUCUUUCUGCUUUGCGCGCAUCUUGAGCCGCUCUAGGAGAUUUUUUUCGGCUGGGGACGUCGUCGGCGAUGCGAGUGUCUCUGCGAGUGCGACAUGAACAACCCCUAACUGCCGUCCUACACGAGCCAGACCGCACUUAUGGUGGCCUCUGCCGUACACCCAU